AUGCACAUGAGCGCGUACAGCAGCAGCAGCACGCAGAACAGCAACCAGCGCCAGCCGCCGUACGGCGAGUACGCCGUCAGCACGAAGGUCAGAGAGGAAUUCGGAGGUUGGAAGUCAGGGGGUGGAGCUACAGUGAAGUGCAGGGGGCGGGGCCACAGUGAACUUCAGAGGUCGGAGGUCAGGGGGCGGAGCCACAGUGAACAUCAGAGAACUCAGCGGGAGGUGUCAGUGAAGCUCAGUGCCGUACAGAUGCAGCUGACGGAACCGUCUGCUCCGUCAGAUUCCUCAAACAUCAUGGUUCCUGUCUCCUCCUGCGCUACACCAAUAAACUGUACGACAGAGCGACACCAGCGAUGGACACAGGAGGAUUUAUCCUAG
Molecule: messenger RNA, 378 nt
Organism: Knipowitschia caucasica
Lineage: Eukaryota; Metazoa; Chordata; Actinopteri; Gobiiformes; Gobiidae
Source: the annotation of a GenBank genome assembly